UUAGCAGUUUUGGUCGGCCACCAUCAGGAACAGUCGCCGCCGCCUUGCCAAUGCCGACGGCGAGUUGUACUUGUGUAGGUUAUCGUUAUAAUGAAUCAUUGAAAAAUUGAACCAUGAAUUGAUCGAAAUACGUUUCGCGAAUUUCGGGUUUCGCUAUUUUCAGGAUUUUAAGCUGUUUGAGGUGUAACCCUUGCCACCUCUCAGCCAAACAAGCCUAAGUGCUAUAGAUCAAGCAGUUAAAGUGACUCACAAUUACAAAUCAACUUUUACUUAUGGUUGUUAAAAUUUAAAAUUCACCUCUAAUUUCUGUAGAAUAAUAAAUUGUCACAACAGUUUGGUUGUUUGAUACAAUCAUGUCGCACCUACCUCCUUGCGUGAUAGAUGUGGGAACAGGAUAUACAAAGCUAGGCUUUGCUGGAAAUAAAGAGCCUCAGCUCAUGAUACCUUCGGCAAUAGCAAUAAAGGAAUCAGCAAAAGUUGGUGAUAAUUCAGCAAGGCGUGUUACCAAAGGUAUAGAAGAUUUAGAUUUCUAUAUAGGAGAUGAGGCAUUUGAAGCAACUGGCUAUGCUGUCAAGUAUCCAGUCAGACAUGGUCUUGUGGAAGACUGGGAUUUAAUGGAACGUUUUCUCCAACAAUGUAUUUUCAAAUACCUAAGAGCAGAGCCAGAGGAUCAUUAUUUUCUUCUGACUGAGCCCCCUUUAAAUACUCCUGAGAAUCGUGAAUAUACAGCAGAGAUAAUGUUUGAAUCAUUUAAUGUUUCUGGAUUGUACAUUGCUGUUCAAGCAGUACUGGCUAUUGCAGCAUCAUGGAUGGCUAAGAAUGUUGAAGAUAGAAAUUUAACUGGUAUUGUUGUUGACAGUGGUGAUGGAGUAACUCAUGUUAUACCAGUUGCCGAAGGUUUUGUUAUAGGCAGUUGCAUUAAACACAUUCCAAUUGCUGGUCGUGAUAUUACAUACUUUAUUCAGAGUCUUUUGAGAGAUCGAGAAGUGGGUAUCCCGCCAGAACAGUCACUGGAAACAGCAAAAGCUAUCAAAGAAAAACAUUGCUUUAUAUGCCCUGAUAUUGCUAAGGAAUUCGCAAAAUUCGAUAGUGAUCCUAGUAAAUUUGCAAAAUACAAUGGUAUUAAUAAUAUAACCAAGCAGCCAUUUGCUGUAGAUGUUGGUUAUGAAAGAUUUCUUGGACCAGAAAUUUUCUUUCAUCCUGAGUUUUCAAAUCCAGAUUUUACAACUCCAUUAAGUGAAAUUGUGGACGAUGUUAUUCAAAAUUGUCCUAUUGAUGUCAGAAGACCACUGUACAACAACAUUGUUCUUUCUGGAGGAUCAACAAUGUUUAAGGACUUUGGAAGGCGAUUGCAGAGAGAUAUUAAAAAAACUGUUGAUGCACGAUUAAAACUAAGUACAGCACUAAGUGGUGGCCACAUUACGCCAAAACCUGUUGAUGUUCGCGUUAUAUCACAUCACAAACAACGUUGUGCAGUGUGGUAUGGUGGAGCUCUGUUGGCUAGUGACCCAGAAUUUUAUACUGUUUGUCAUACUAAAGCUGAUUAUCAGGAGAAUGGACCAGGAAUUUGUCGUUACAAUCCCGUCUUCCGCAGCAUGAUUUAAGCAGAGUUACUUUAAAGACAGAUGAAAGCAUUUAUAGCUCAAAAGCAUUUGGCACAAAUAACUAUUGUGCAUUCAUUCAAGUUUGAAACUUCAAAAAUGUCCAAACAUUUAUUAAAAAAUAUUUAGACAUUUUUUUAUCAGAUUUGUAUUUCUAAUAAUGAAAAGAAUACAAAUUUUCACAGACUUUGAUUGUAAAAAUUAUUUGAUAUAAUUCAAUAUUGAAAUAACGAUUUUAUUAUUUAUCCUUAUUUUUUAUUUUUCCGAAUUAUUAACCAACUAUUAUUAUUAUACAAAUUAAAUUUAUUGAAUAGUUAUAUAUGAAACUCAUGCCAAACUUAACAUUUCAUAAUAAAAAGCUCACAGAGUUAAUGAAAAAAAUAUGUAUAAAAAAUACAAUUUGUAUGAGGGGCAAAAUUAGUAUUACUUUUUUCUUAAUUUUUACAAAUCUAUGACUAAAAUGAACAUUUUUUAUAUUGUAGAUUUGUAUUAAAAUAAAAUGUAUUAAAUAAUA
Nasonia vitripennis (jewel wasp) is the source of this 2115-nucleotide messenger RNA. It is a transcript of the gene Arp3, whose product is annotated as actin-related protein 3. The coding region runs from base 354 to 1604 and encodes 416 amino acids. Gene Ontology annotation, biological process: Arp2/3 complex-mediated actin nucleation. The record is from RefSeq and is a predicted model, not a curated record. Lineage: Eukaryota; Metazoa; Arthropoda; Insecta; Hymenoptera; Pteromalidae. Gene Ontology annotation, cellular component: actin cortical patch; Arp2/3 protein complex. The transcript is spliced from 6 exons. Gene Ontology annotation, molecular function: actin filament binding.